Anopheles merus is the source of this 1004-nucleotide messenger RNA. Its product is annotated as ejaculatory bulb-specific protein 3-like. The coding region runs from base 102 to 485 and encodes 127 amino acids. NCBI's taxonomy places the organism in Eukaryota, Metazoa, Arthropoda, Insecta, Diptera, Culicidae. The transcript is spliced from 2 exons. The record is from RefSeq and is a predicted model, not a curated record.
UAUAAAAGGCUUGCCGGGUCGGUAGAUAGAGCACAGUGAAUCUACACACUCCUUUCCAAACGCUUCGCAGUUCUAACGCCAACACAGAGAACAUCUCAAUCAUGAAACUGUUCAUCGUCGUUGCCCUGGCCCUGGUGGCCGCCGUCGCCGCCCAGGAUAAGUACACCAGCAAGUACGAUAACAUCAAUGUGGACGAGAUCCUGAAGUCGGAUCGGUUGUUCGGCAACUACUACAAGUGUCUGCUGGAUCAGGGCCGCUGCACCCCGGACGGUAACGAGCUGAAGCGCAUCCUGCCCGACGCCCUCCAGACGAACUGUGAAAAGUGCAGCGAGAAGCAGCGCGACGGUGCGAUCAAGGUGAUUAACUACCUGAUCCAGAACCGCAAGGACCAGUGGGAUGUGCUGCAGAAGAAGUUCGAUCCGGAGAACAAGUACCUGGAGAAGUACCGCGGCCAGGCCCAGAAGGAGGGCAUCAAGCUGGACUAAGGUGGAAACCCGGAAGUAACGCGGCCAUAAGGAUGGCGAACAGCGCUGCAGGCGCUUUCUAUACAUUUCUGCGCUUCCGACAGCAGGUACACAGCGUGUGUGUCCUUUCUGUCUUCCUCUUCUUCUACACCAUCCGGCUCCACAAGGACACGAUGGCCAGCGAAGCGAGGCAGCGGAGAGGGGGCGUGCUAAAACUGCUGUCCUAUUUCCCUCCCCACCCUCUGGUACACGCUUACUGAUGUGAAGUUGUGCGUGAAAGUUCCAUGCUUUGCUGAACUUACUACCCUACAAUGUGAUAUUGUUUGUUUGGUACGGGCAUGCCGUACUGCUGUAAAUGGCCAUCAUAGUGUUAUUAUGGUUUCUUCCUGUUUCCUUUCGGUUACUAUUGUUGUUACAUUAUGUUAUAUUCUAUACAUGUAAUGGAAAUUUUUGGCUCCAAACCUGACGGAAAUUCCAUGAAAAACAAGAACAGGAUACAGUCCUACAAUAAAUCCAAUAAGCAACACUUUCUAUACCAAA